Molecule: messenger RNA, 8682 nt
Organism: Lytechinus pictus (painted urchin)
Lineage: Eukaryota; Metazoa; Echinodermata; Echinoidea; Temnopleuroida; Toxopneustidae
Product: helicase ARIP4-like
Exons: 20
Coding region: 424-5235 (1603 amino acids)
Cellular component (GO): nucleus
Molecular function (GO): ATP-dependent chromatin remodeler activity; ATP binding; ATP hydrolysis activity
Source: RefSeq, a predicted model, not a curated record
GUAGGUGAAUAUCAUGGUGCAUUUAGUCAUUAGUGUAUGAUUUCAUUGAAUUAUUUUGGUGUUGAGGUAAUUAUUUUGAAGGAUUUUUAGCGGUGCCUGUGUAUGGAAUUUUCAAUUGAACGAAUGAUUUUCUGUGUGAUGCAUUCAUUCAUUCACUGACUGAGUUUUGGUGUUAAAUGUAGCAGAGUUAUGCAAGCUCGAACGGAACCGCUCGAACCUGUCACACAUUAGCCAGAGCAGAGCGGGCAUACCGUACAUCGUGGCAGAACAAACGUUAAAUUAAACCUUACUGUAGUGUAAGUUAAAGUGAUACAAAAUUGUUGUACCAAUCAUCCGUCGUGGCAGAUGUUGAGAGGAAAGAUACAUGUUCUGGAAAAAGAUCAAUUCAAUUUGAAAGGAAAGCAGCGCACAUCAUAUUGAACCAUGAGUAAUAAUCAUCCAAUCAGUGACAGCGAAUCAGACUUUGAUGACUUCCUACCACCAGGGCUUCAGAGCGAUGCUUCGUCAGACUCGAACAACUCAGACACGGCCCCAAAAUCAAACAGAACUUCAUCUAUUGAUGACAAUGAAGAAAGUCGCAGCAGGCACAGUUCAAAGACACCUUCAUUGCAAGAAGAUGAGUAUGUUUUUGAAGAUAACAUAGCUGAAUCUACAGAGGACCCUAGCCUGACCCACUCCUUUCUUAGUGUACCAGAAGGUUUAGUACCUGGGAUGAGUGGAGGAGAUGGAUCGAGUAGCAAAGCAACCACCAAAAGGAAGAGGAAGAAGAGUGGAGCUGGAGGGAGUCCAAGGAGGAGGAGGAAAAAGAAAGUGAAAGCUGCUAAUAAAGGAGGAGAUGAUGAGGAAGAAGAAGAGGAAGGGGAGGAUGGUGAUAGGUCAGGGAAGAAGAAAAGCAGAGGCAAAUCCAAGAGCAAAAAUAAACCAUCAAACAGGAGGAGAAAUAUCAAAACAUUCUUGAGAGAGGAUCAAUUAGAUGCUGAAACCUUAGAUGCACAAAGAGAAGAAGAGAAGAGAAAACAAAGAUUAGAAGAAGAAAGGAAAAGGCGUUUAGAUGAACAGAAGAUACAGAAAUUAGAAUCGUCUAAUGCAAUUGUAGAGAAACUACAAGAAGCUGUAGCAACAAUAUCAGCAGCCAUCCCUGCUCUGACUUCAUCAGUAAGUCCAGCUCCUGAGCCUGACAUCCCAACUUCUGUAACAAUCCCCGUUCCUGUUCCGGCCCCUGCAGAGUUUAUUGUUGUGGAUAGCGGCAGUGAUAGCGACAAGGACGCCCAUAAAGCCAACAAACAGGAGAGAGAGGUAAUUACGAUCAGUUCCGAUGAGGAGGUCACACUUGUCAGCGAUGGUAGCGAUGAUGAAGAGGAGAUGGACAUGGUCAGCAUCGGGAUGCAUACCAAUGAUGAAACCAAUGUACCUGAUGUCCAUGGCCGUGUACUGGUCAAUGUCAACCAUCCUCCAGAUGACCCUGACAUAUACCUCCCUAACCACAUUGCUCAAGCAGUCAAGCCUCAUCAGGUUGGAGGUAUUCGUUUCUUAUAUGACAAUCUUGUGGAGUCUCUCCAGAGAUUCAAAGCUAGUAGUGGUUUUGGAUGCAUUCUUGCACACAGUAUGGGACUGGGCAAGACACUCCAGUGCAUUGCAUUCAUCAGUAUCUUCAUGAAGUACACCAAAGCACACACAGUCCUGUGCAUUGUACCAAUCAAUACAUUACAGAACUGGCUUGCAGAGUUUGAUAUGUGGUGUCCAGAGAGACCUAGACAUUUUAACAUCUAUGUCCUCAAUGACAUGCACAAGACAACAGCAUCAAGGGCAAAGGUCAUUGCUGAAUGGAGGCAGAAAGGAGGUAUUCUCCUUAUGGGUUAUGAGAUGUACCGUCUGCUGGCGAGAUCCAAGCAAGCCAGCCUUGGACGACCUAAGAAGAAGACCAGCAAAUCGGGGAAGUCAUCACCUCAGGUCAUUGACAUUGAUGAAAUGGAGGCAGCACAAGAAAUGGCAAUAGAUAUGAAGGCAGCAUUGUGUAAUCCAGGACCUGACAUGGUUGUUUGUGAUGAAGGUCACCGGAUCAAGAACAGUCAUGCUGGUAUCUCACAGGCUCUAAAGAACAUCAGAACAAGACGGAGAGUGGUUUUGACUGGCUACCCAUUGCAGAACAACCUCCUGGAGUACUGGUGUAUGGUGGACUUCGUCAGGCCUAACUUUCUUGGUACUCGCCAUGAGUUUGCUAAUCUCUUUGAGAGGCCUAUUGCUAAUGGACAGUGUAUAGACAGUACACCUUAUGAUGUGCGAUUGAUGCGGUAUCGAGCCCAUGUCCUUCACAGUCUCUUAGGUGGUUUCGUCCAACGUCGAGGCUUCAACGUUCUUCUUUCUACACUACCACCGAAGGAAGAACAUGUGAUCAUGGUUCGUCUAACAUCAUUCCAACGAGGCCUUUAUAUCCGUUUCAUGCAGUGCUUCACAGAGGCCGGUGCAGGGGGCUGGUGUUCAUCGAAUCCUCUAAAAGCAUUCUCUGUAGGCUGCAAGAUCUGGAACCAUCCAGACAUUCUUGGUGAUCUGUUGAGUGAAAGAGAUAGUUUAGCAGAAGACCUGGAUGCUGAUCUAGAUUUACCUGAAGUUCAGGCAAAGUGUACAGGUAAGCAGAAAGGAGUCAAGAAACCAGCUGAUGACCGGAGUCCUAGAAGGGGUGAAGGAUCAUCGUCCGGGGGCUAUGUUGACAAGGUCCAACAAAUCAUCUCAUUUGAAUGGGCAAGAGACAUCAUGAAGAACUACACCAAAGAUAAACUUUGCAGCGGAGGAAAGAUCAUCCUUCUCUUCCACAUUCUUGAAGAGUCAAUCCGUCUCGGAGACAAGAUCCUUGUAUUCAGUCAGAGUCUUAGCUGCCUAUCAAUCAUUGAGAAGUUCCUUGCCAAGUCCACCAUCCCUCAACCACCUAACCCACCUCCACUCAUGCCAAGGGAAUGGGUCCGUAACAAGACGUACUUCAGACUUGACGGAAGCACAGCUGUAUCUGAGAGAGAGAAGAUGAUUAAUCGAUUCAACUCACCUGAUAAUAAAACAAUCAUGCUAUUUCUUCUCUCAACAAAAGCUGGAUGUUUAGGAAUCAAUUUGAUUGGUGCUAAUCGAGUGGUUGUCAUGGAUGCAUCAUGGAACCCAUGUCACGAUGCUCAGGCAGUAUGCAGAGUCUAUCGGUAUGGACAGUCUAAGAAAUGCCACGUCUACAGGCUGGUAUCAGACCAAACGCUGGAAAAGAAGAUCUAUGAUAGACAGAUCUCUAAGAAAGGAAUGUCUGAUCGAGUGGUUGAUGAGAUGAAUCCAGAGAUGAACCUCACCAAGAAAGAAGUAGAAUCCCUCCUGGAGUUUGAUGAGACAGACAUGCCUUUUGAAGACUUCAGCCACCUAGCUACAGAUAUGGAAGACCUAGUCUUGCAAAGUCUUGUACAGAAACACAGUAAUUGCAUGACAAAGGCACCAUUUACUACCGAGUCUCUGUUGUGGGAUCGAAAGGACAUGAAGCUAACCAGAGCAGAGAAGAUGCAGGCCAAGAAGAGUUAUGAAGAAGAGAAGAAAUUGAAUCUCGCCUACUCCAGACCGUCAUAUGCAGCCUUCUAUCCUAAGGGAUCUGGACCUGGGGGCUUGUCAAUGCCUCCUUCAGCCAAAGGAAUUCCCAAUAUGAAUUUUAACACUGGACCUGCCUACCCAUUCUUGCCAUCACUGAAUAAGCCAUUGCAGCGACCUGUUGCCAAUGUGAGACCAAUCCAAUCCACUCCUGUACCGAGACAGCCACCAACACCUCUAGAGGUCACCCAGAAGAGAAUCAGAGAUCUUAAGAAUGCGGGUGUUACCCUGCAACGCAUUGUGGCAACAACAAAUAUCAUGUUACCAGGUGCAAAUACAUCUACAGAUUCUGGUUCCAUGAUCAGAGCAGGUGAUGCAGUUACAUUCAUCAAGACCAAAAAAGGCAUCUACCUAAGAACACAUGAAGGUAAGAUCCUGGCUGUUAGAGGUCCCAAUGCAGGACCAGGGUCCCUAGGAGCGGUGGCACAGGGAGCCUUCCCUGAUGCUACACCAGCAGACAUGGGUAUGGGUUCAGGGGGAGAUGCAGGAACAGGACUUGGUGUUGAUGGAGAAGGAACCAGUACUCAAGGUAUGCCAUCAAACCUUGCCAAUACUCAGCUGGGACAGCUGUUAUCGCAGAAUGACCCACCUAGACAGCAGAGCAACAGUCUAAGCAAUCCGCCUCUCUCUAUUCCUACUGAAAUCAAACCUAACAUGUCGAUGGCAGGUAUGUCUGCUACCUCUGGUCUGUUCCCUUUUGCAAUGUCACAGUCAAGUAAUCAGUCCCCUUCAAACUUUGGUCAAACAUCGUCAUUAUCAUCCAUGGCUAACAUGGCUAACAUGGGUUAUAGGACCUCUAUGGGUUCAUUCCCUCCAUACAGCUCUCCUUAUACAUCUUCCUACACCCUUGGGAACACAUCUACUCUCACCAUGGCUACAGAUACUGUCAUGCAUCCAUCAUCCACAGAGACAUCAUCUGCAAACUCAUCAGCCGGGAUGUCCACUACAGUGCCCCAGUCUUUAGCAAUCUCUCAGCCCUUAUCUUCUCAUGGUAUGCAUUCUACAAGCCUCCCUGAUACACCAUCCUCCUUCCCCGACCUCUACCAGGAUUCUUCUCCAAGCCCUAGCCUCAGCUAUCCAUCAUUUGGCGAUGAAUUUUCCAAUACCAGUCAAGGCCCUAUGGACUCCAACCAGGCGUCAAUGUCUUCAAACAUGGAGACGUCCAUGCCUGGGAACCAAAGUUCACAAGGUUUUGGAUCAAGAAUAAAUGAACCAAUCUCCACACCUUCCCCUGUUGACAAAGGCAGCCUGUUGCCCAUUGCACCUAGUGUAUCAAAUGCAGGUUCAUUCCAAACCACUGGGAAUUCACUAUCCGAAGGCGACCAGGUGGACCAUUUAUCUGACCUGGUAUCCCCAUCUCCUGCAAUGAGAGGUACCCAGAGUGUGAACCUCCCCUCAUCUCUGCCGUAUCCUCAGAUGGACAUGAAUUACUCAUACCCACCCUUGAGUAGGACCAGCAGUGGACCGUCUAAUGGUUCUUUGGAUUCUAGUCCUUCCUUGAUGGACGACGGCUCAGACAUUUCUAAUCUUUCUAAAUUUGUGGAUUCCACCUUCCCCAAUCUCAUGCCCUUUUCAGGAUCUCUCAAUCCUGAUGGGGAUUCUAGCAGCAGAUCAGCUAUGUCCUAAAGAAAGUGGACAUGAUAAUGAGAAUUUCUUAUAGAGAGAUGUGUGCAAUUUGUUAAAGAGCUAUAAUUCUGUUGUGAUCAGCCAUCAUAAAAAGUGAGAAACAUUAGUUGAUCAAUGUGCAAAUAUUUGUAAUUAGUGUACAGAAAUAAAUGAGAUGUUAGUAGAUGAGCCAGAAUGUACAAAAUACAAUAUCUGUUCUUGUUUUCUGUAUAUUAUAAGAUUAACACUGUGUACUUUUGCUUUUGUAAAGCAAGCCAGUGAAUCAUACAAGAUAGUCGGGUCAAGAUAAUCUUUAUUCUGUUUCAUUUCUACCAAAUGACAACCUCUGUUUUUUUUAGAUGUACGUAUGACAGGUAGCUAAAAAAGAAGUGUCUCUAGUAUAAUCUACAUUUAUUACAACAAAAAAUCACAGCUCUUACGAUUUUCAAGUUUUAUUAAGACCUCUUAUUUAUGCUCAUUAAGCAAUUUUGAACCAAACUCAGAAAUAUGUACUAGAUAGUAAAAUUGGUUAAGCUUUUAAACUUAAUAUCUUCUCCUCAUUUGUACAGUACUUAUGUGAGUGAAAGAUUUUUUUAUUCAAUCUUGAAGUAUUAUCUAAAUUGAUAUUUCUAUUCUCCAUUGCAAAAUUUUAUAUUUUCCAUAGUUUUAUGUGUACCAAGGUGGAUAUGUAUAUAUGUUGAGCCAAGCAGUUAUUCAAUACAGAAAAAACUUACAUAAUUCGUAAGAAAAUUACAUUGAUAUAUAAUCUGUAUUUCAGAUGUGAAGUUGUAAUCAAAAGGAAAUGCAACCAUUCAAGCAAACUCUACAUAAUCUGGAGUAGACAAGUGAGAGUUUAAAUGAGUUUCUUAAAUGAAGAUAUCACAAUGGUUGGAUUAAACCUUUGGUUUAUUAUCAAAUUGUUUGAAUCUUUAAUAUUAUCCAGAGUAUUCAUAUAUGGUUGUUACACAGAUCUAUCACAACAUAAUAUACUGCUAUUGCCUUUGCUGGCCUGAAUUAUAAAAGAGCAAUUUCUGUACAAGUGUUUCAUUAGAUGAAUGAGCUUUUUUUCAUUCAUUUUUUCUAGGUUGUGUAUAUUUCAAUCAUAUUGAUGAUUGUCUAAAAAAACAGUAUUGGAAUCAUAUUUACAUGUUUGAUGGAAGCAUAGAUGCACUUAUAGUGCUUUAUAAAUUUCUCACGAUGUGUGCAGAUUGCAAGCUUUUUGUGCAAGAAUAUUUCUUUCCAUGAAAGGUUUUAUACACUGUAUGCCUCCGCCCACAGUACAGACAGUGUAGGCAGUUGCAGGACAACGAGGUCCAAGGCUGCAAUAUUCAUUGUAUACUUAAAAUAUAUCUUAUUUGAAGAACCCUUUGAGAGACGAUUUCAAAUUUUGCUCAUGUUUGCAUAUGUGAGGAUUAGAUAAGAUUUUGUUUGACACGAGGUCAACCGUCAAAUGGUGAAGGUCACAGAGGUCAUUGUUUAAAACUUCAGAAGUUAUAGAGGUGUGGAAUAUAUUCUCGGUUUGGCAAUGGCAGAGGCAUAAUUUUGACUGUUCAGUCUAGAAUCCAUCUAGUUUUAGCCUCAAUUGCGUCUCGCCUAAUUUUCUAUUUGUCUUUUUUCUUAUUUAGUUGUGUGUUUGAUCAUCCACUUGUCUUUAUGAAUUCACAUUAAGAUCUAGUUUUUAAAACAUUGAUGAGACAGUCCUUCUUUUCUGUUUUUCUUAAUAUAUCUUGUUUUUGCCGAAAGCCUGACUGAAGUUAACUCUGAAAUAUAUUUCUAUUUGUUUUCUUAUUUCUUAAACUAUGUUUCAUUUUUAAUUAAUUUACCAAAUAUGACUGUAUUCUUGUUUUCCUAAGAACAUUUAAAUGUCCAGAUGGUAGUCAAGUUUGAAGGGUAUUGAGGUCUUCAUCAUGAGAUUUGGUUUGCCUUAAUGCUUCUUGAUUUGGAAAUAUUUCUGCUUUCCAUUACUGUUUUACAUUAUUUUCUGUAGUUAAAUUGAACUUUGAAUUUUAAAAUGAGUUACUUUUUUCCCUCAUUGUGUUUUAGACCAGAUAGACAAUGAACACAGGUAAUUGUUUGUCAUGAAUGCCCCAUCCCCCUCUGUAGAAAACCCUCAGUCCCUUUGAGUUUUGGAUUAGUAGCAUUUUUUUGUUCAUUUUAAAAAAAAAGUAAGACAGUAAAACUGAAUGACAAGAUAAAGGACCAAAGUAGAGUUGUUGUCAUGCAUGUAAAUUGAAACACAGUACCUCCAUGAAAAGAGUAUGGGGGUUCUAAGUGCUUACCUUGCCAUAUUGAAUCUGACAACAGCGUUCAAUAACCUACCAUUUAAAGCUUAUACAUGUACAGUUUCUACCCUCAAUAGAUUUUUUUAUACGGGUUUUGAGAUGAAAAUAUUCCUUGAAUUUAUCAAAAGCAUUCUCAGAAUUUGGAGGUACAUGUAGCCAGUUGAUCGAUAAACUUUUGGAAUAAAAUGACUUAAUCAUUUUCUUUUCCUGUAGAUGUUGCAAAUAUUUUAGUGAAUGCUCAUCAACUUUAUUAUGUUGUUAACGAACCAAAUCUACUUUUUUUGCACAACGCCCUUAUCCUUCCCAGUCCAGAUGCCUUGCAUGUAGCAGUUAGAGUGCUUAAGAAUCUCCCUUGUUAAUUGGUUUGAAAUUAUGAACUUGAAAAACGUUAAAGAAUAGUUUGGUAUGGAACUGUCAGUUCACUAUUGUUAGUCAAUUGAAAACAGCAUGAGCAGUUCUAUUCCGCACAAAAAACAAAUCAAAUACAGGUGACUUUGCCCAAAUUGAAUCUCUUGGUGAAGUUCAGCUGAGAAGUAAAUAAGACCUGGUUUGCAUAUUCUGGGGGUGUUUUACAAGGAUUUAAGUAUGACUUAGACUCCCACUUAAAUGCCCAGUUGCAUGCAGUAUAUAAGGCAUGACUACAUUGGUCAGAUCAUGCCAAGAGGACAUGCUGCAUGUCCUCUUGGCAUGAUGCACUACUGCGUAUUGACCAAUGAGAUCAUGUCGACAUGUAAAUGCGACUCUUAAGUCAUAAUUAAAUCUUUGUGAAACUCUCCCCCCCCCCCAAGAGCCUUACGAAUGAACUCAGACUCACAAAAGAAUACCUAUUCAUAGGUCUAGUUCAUUGCUUCAAAUAUACUAGUUUCUGGUCCCAAAAAAAAUCACACAACUCAAAAACAAAUUUCUGAUUUAGAUAGAUUUUGGUAAAAAUCAAAAUCUUUUAAUUUCGUAUUUUGUUUCCAACUAUUUCUGUUAUUUUUAUUUUUUACGAUUACAAACCAAUGACUUCAGAUGUAAAUAAUCAUAUACAUGUAAAAUUAUGCAUUCAUAUGUAUAACUCUCUUUUUUUUGGCUAAAUUAUUGAUAAGGUGAGUAUUGUUAUUGUGAAAGAAUGUUUGUUUUCUGUAAUGCUUUUUGAUUCAAAGGAGGAAAACUUUUAUGAAUAAAUUAUUCCUUUUUCACAAGA